UUGUCGUUCCUUGAAGUGAAGCUGAACAAACCUUGAGGAGUCUGGAGUCUCCCUCAAUCUGCCGUUGGUAACUAACGCACUCACACAUAGCUACCCACUCUCACCACGACUCAAUUAAUGCCCAAUUCUCGUCUUUAUCAUCUCCUGCCACUGACUUCAACCCAACGCAACGCAAAUCGCGAAGGAGAGGAACAUAAAGGCUAUUUUGAAUAGUAACUGACGGAGUAUACAUAAAGUGACGAACAUCAUUAAGUUUGCAGAGCCGUGAUGUCACAGAGCUGAGGAUCCUCUCGAACAAUAUGGAGUCUGGAGAGCGGCUGGCCUCCCCAUCGUCAGCCCCGUCCUCCCUGCUCAUCACCUCCUCCACUGUCUCCUCCGCCGUCUACUCCCCUGCCCCUGUAUCGGCCAAGACGCCCUCCCCCAAGUGCAGUCUCACCCCCAGCCCUGCCACCUUGGGCUCCCCUCUCACCACCUGUGGAGACUUGUUUCGGGUGGCGGGCGAUCAUCAUUUCAACAUGUCUACGGUCUCAAGUGCCUUUCCCAUCUUCAACCACCCAGCGUUUGGUCUGUACACUACCAGCUCAGGCCACUCAGAGUUUGGAGGCCUGGGGUCCUUGGGGAUGUCUGCUGCCUUGGCUGCUCACUCCCAGCUAGGACCAUUUCCAGAAUGGUGGAGGGCAGCUGAGGCUCAGGGGCGUGGAGCUGCAGCCUUCUUCCCCCAUCUCCUGGGGCUCCCGCCCAUGUUCCUACCCCAACUCCAGCAGAGCCACGACCCCAGCCCCUUCCAGGCCCGCACCCCCAGCAAGAACGGACGAGCCACUGCCAAAGGAGUGAAUGGCGCAGUGAAUGGCAACAGUGUCUCCACUGUGUCUGGUGGAAUCUCCACCACCGCCACUACGUUCUCAACACAGGGGAACACUGAGAAACUGAAAGGCACCAACAACGGCAGUGGCAACAUCCGCAUGAGCCACCAGGACAUGGACCAAGUGAAGGAGAAAACGAAAGAGAAAAAACUCUGCAAGAAACUGGUGGAGGCGUCCAGCAACAGUGACAGCGAAUCAGGGUCCUCCUCUGAUAUCUCCAGCGAAGGCUUGAACAGCAGUGAGUCAGAUGACCUAGAUGACGAUGACGACGAUCAGAGCAAUGACAGCGACGAUUCUAACUCGGCGAAGGAGAGCGUAAAGAGGAAGAUUAAGGGCCUGACACAGAGCCCUGCCGACAGCAAGAAGAAGAAACCCCGCGCCGCUGAAGGCGAGGAGGCUCGGGACAGCCGAACUGCUCUGCUUCAGAAACAUCCAGACGAGGCCUUUCUCCAUUCCCUCCACUACCCGCUCCAUCCCUCACCACAGCCCCCAGCACUGCCCCAGUCCAUGGCCCUAGUCUUCCAGAGCUCCAGGACCAGGGAGGAAGAACUGAAGCAACACACCAGUGUGAUCCAGGCCACAGGGCGGGCCAGUAUUAAGCCUUUGGCUCUGGUCACACAACCACGCAGGGAGGCCUCAUCCUCUCCUCAACCCGUCAGACCCUUCUCCCUCUCCUCCUCACCUAAAUUGUACCCCCUUUCUUCCUCACCCAAACCAAACGCAGUCUCUUCCUCUCCCAAGCCCCUCUCCCUCUGCUCCUCACCCAAGCCCCUCAGUUCCUCACCUAAACCCUUGUCUCUGUCCACCUCAUCCAAGCCUCCCUCUCGGUCUUCGUCCCCAAAACCACCCACCCUCUCGCCCUCGCACAAACCCAAAUCUCGAACGGCAUCCCCCAAACUCCCCAACCUGUCUGACAGUAUGAAGGCGGGCGGCAGAACCUUCUUGGAUGAAACCUUGUUACACAUCAACAACUUUAAAUUGAAACAGGAGCACUUCAAACAGGCCUUCCCUCUUCCACUGACCCAUCAGGAUCUGUUCAAGAGCCCGAAGAAAAAGAAAAUGGCUGCCUCAUCAUCCUCGUCACUUCCACCGCCCAAACUGUCUCCAGAGACCCUGAGCAGUCACACGCUCCCUUCUCCUCAUACCAACAUCUCCAACCUGUUCCUGGCCACCUCCUUCCUGGGCCCCCACCCCAAUGGGGUGAUCCAUAGCACGGUGCAGGAUGCCCCCCUAGCCCUCAUCACCAAGCCUCGCAGUAUCAGUCAGAGCAGGAGCACCAACAACAAGUCUCUCCUGGCUGCCACCAGCCCGUCCUUCUCCAUGCCUGUCAACCUGAGCACUGGGACCAAGGAGCACAGUUCCGGAGGCCUGGCCCACAGAGCUGGGAAGAGCAAGGCCCAGCACAAGGCUUUCCACAAGGGUAAGGAUCAUCAGACCCACCUGGUGCAGUCCCUGGUGGAGCUGUUCCGGGCCACAGAGUCAGACAUCCCUGACAGCAAGGACUCGGAAGACUCCUUAGAGGACGAUGAAGAUGAUGACGACGAUGAGGAGGAUUCCGACGACAGCCUAUCAGAGUCUGAGAGUACUGUGGAGAGUGACUCGGACGGCUCUGAGGACAACGCGAAGGACCUCAACGAGACCACCACAGACCCGGAGGCAGAGAGGAACCCUCUGAAGCUCACCAAAGGCUCCUCUUCUCUACUCAACAACACCUCCUCCGGCCUCUCAGCCAGCUGCUCCCCUCUCAACCUCCAGGUCAUCAAGGCAGCCGGUGGCCUGCCCACCCCAGCCAUAGUGACUAGCUCUGGGGCCUUGGCCUACCACAGCACCCCCUCCUCCUCCUCCUCCUCCUCCACUCUCUGCUCCACUCCACCAGGAUCAGGGAAGAGAAGAAGAGUGACAGAUGAGAGGGAGCUGCGGACACCUCUACAGUUUGGGUGGCAGAGAGAGACUCGUAUACAUAAUGAGACAGGCCGUCUGCAGGGAGAUGUGGCGUACUACGCCCCGUGUGGGAAGAAGAUCCGGCAGUACCCUGAUGUCAUGAAGUAUCUGUCCAGAAAUGGAAUAAGUGACAUCACACGCGAUAAUUUUAGCUUCAGUGCAAAAAUAAGGGUUGGCGACUUCUAUGAAGCCAGAGAAGGACCCCAGGGUUUGCAGUGGAGCUUGUUGACUGAGGAGGAGGUGAUUCCUCGGAUCCUGGCCAUGGAGGGGAGGCGCGGGCGUCCCCCCAAUCCUGAGCACCAGAGGACGGGUGACGAGAGCCCACGGUCCAGGCGCAGAAAGGGCCGACGCCCCAACGUCGGCAAGGCCGACAUCUCAGGCGCUACUGACGCCAAAAUUCUACGCAAACUGGAAGCUCAAGAGAUGGCUCGGCAGGCAGCCCAGAUCAAGAUGAUGAGGAAACUUGAACAGCAGGCCAUGGCACGAGCAGCCAAGGAAGCCAGGAAACAACAAGCAAUCAUGGCUGCUGAGGAGAAGCGGAAACAGAAGGAGCGAGUGAAGAUUUUAAAGCAGCAGGAGAAGAUCAAGCGCAUUCAGCAAAUUCAAAUGGAGAAGGAGCUCCGAGCGCAGCAGAUUCUAGAGACUAAAAGGAAAAGGACGGAAGAAGCGGCAAAUGCCAAAAUAAUGGAGGCUGAGAAACGAAACAAGGAGAAGGAGAUGAGAAGGCAGCAGGCAGUCAUUUUGAAGCACCAGGAGUUGGAGAGGCAUAGACUAGAUAUGGUAUGGGAGAGGGAGAGGCGGAGGCAGCACAUGAUGCUGAUGAAGACAAUGGACGCCCGUAAGAAAGCAGAGGAGCGGGAGCGCUUAAAGCAGGAGAAGAAGGAUGAGAAACGGUUAAACAAGGAGCGGAAAUUGGAGCUUAGAAGACUGGAACUGGAAAUUGCCAAGGAGCUGAAGAAGCCAAAUGAAGACAUGUGCUUAGCAGAUCACAAGCUCCUCCCGGAGUUAUCCCGUAUUCCCGGCCUGUUUCUACCGGGAAGCAGCUUCUCUGACUGCCUGAUGGUGAUGCAGUUCCUGCGGAGCUUUGGGAAGGUGCUGGGCUUUGACGUGAACGCCCAUGUUCCCAACCUGAGUGUGCUGCAGGAGGGCCUGCUCAACCUGGGAGACAGCAUGGGACAGGUCCAGGACCUGCUGGUACGCAUGCUCUCUGCUGUGGUGUGUGACCCAGGACUUCCCCCAGGACACCGGACCAAGACAGCCCUGGGGGACCACCUGGCCAACGUGGGCAUUAACCAGGACAAUGUGUCGGAGGCGCUACAGAUCUACAUGGAGGCUCACUGUGGCGAGACCGAGCUGCAGACCGAGCUGAGGGAGGUUACCGGCAGUCUGAAGACCAAGGCCUUCCAAGCCCACACCCCCGCACAGAAGGCCUCCGUCCUGGCCUUCCUUGUCAACGAGCUGUCCUGCAGUAAGAGUGUGGUCAGCGAGAUCGACAAGAACAUCGAUCACAUGACCAACCUGAGAAGGGACAAGUGGGUCAUCGAGGGCACGCUUCGCAAGCUGAGGACCAUCCAUGCCAAGAAGACGGGGAAGAGGGACAGCGGUGUGGGAGGAGAGGAGACACUGUCCCUGGGUACACCCAACCCCGGGCGCAAGCGCAAGAGGAAAGGAGGGGACAGCGAGGAGGAUGAGGAUGAUGACGAGGAUAGCGAGGACCAGGGGGAUGAAGAUGAUGACGAGGAGGAGGAGGAGAGAGGGAAGAAAGGGAAGAAAGUGGAAACCUGCGAGGAGGAGGAUGACGGGGACCAGACGACCAGUGUAGAGGAGCUGGAGAAACAGAUAGACAAAUUAACCAAGCAACAGAGUCAGAUCAGACGGAAGCUGUUUGAGUCGUCCCACUCGUUGCGCUCCAUGAUGUUCGGCCAGGACCGCUACAAGCGCCGGUACUGGGUGCUGCCACAGUGCGGGGGCAUCUUUGUGGAGGGCAUGGAGACUGGCAAAGGAGCAGAGGAGCUUGAGAGGGAGAGACUGAGGAGCACAGAGCUGGUCCACGUGGAGGAGGAGGAGGUGGAAAGGAGGCCAGAGGUGGAGGGGAGGCCAGGGGCGUCCAGCCUAGAGGGGAGCACUGACGGGGACAUGGCCUCGCCAGACAAACACUCCCUCAACAUCUUCCUCCAGAAGCCCGGCUCCUUCUCCAAACUUAGCAAACUCCUGGAGGUGUCCAAGAUGUCCCCGGAUUCGGACAACCACAGUCAGAGCUGUAGUCCCGUCAAAGUCCCCACCGCUGUGUCCUCCCCUAUCCACCCCACCGCUCAGACUAUACUACCCAGCAGCCCCUGUGCAGCUCCCCCUCCGCUGUGUCCGGAGGUGAAAGCGGAGCCUUCAACAGCUCUCUUCAGCCCGCCCUACCUCAGCGGCAACAGCAGCCCAGGGAAGAUGUCCUCCAGCUCCCUACAGCAGCAGCAGCAGCAGCAGCUCCAGCCCAACGACCAGCUGUUAAGGGUGCUGACGGAGAAGAGUGGCCACUGGUUCAGCCUGCUGCCCCGCUCCCCCUGUGACGAGUCCUCCACCACCACCCCUCCGGCCUUCUCCCCCCAGUCCUCCUCCACCACCAGGCCCAAAUCCCCCUCCUCCCUGUCCCCUAAUCCCCCAGCCACCACCUCAGCCAGCCCCAGCAACCCCACCACCGGGAUCAAUAACUUCUCUUUAUCAGCUCUCAAGCAGGUGAAGUCGGGGGUCCAUAUGAUGGGUCUGCCAUUCUGUGGCUGGCCCGGUGGCAUGAUGAGCACCACCCUGCCCUUCUCUGCCAGUCCUCUUCCACCCUCCAUGUUGAGCGCUGCCUACCACCAUGUGGAAGGUAAUGGCAACCCCUUCCUGGCAGCAUCCAGCCUCUCCAGCAGCAAGAGUAAGUCGCCAGUCCCUGCCGGAGAGAAGCCCCCCUCUGCUCCGCCCACUGUGGUGGAGGUGGCCAAGACCCAAGACUACCCCGACCCACUGCCCAUCCCAGAGGAGAUGCUGUCAGGCUGGUGGAGAGUGGCAGACAUGGAGGAAUUGAGGAGCCUGGUCAAGGCCUUGCACAGCAGAGGUAUCAGAGAGAAAGCCCUGCAGAAACAGAUCCAGAAACAUAUGGAGUACAUUGCCCAGGCCUGCGCCAAGAACAGAGAUGUGGUGGUGAUUGAUGAGUCUGAGCUGGAGGAGAACGGGGUGAGCGAGGAGACUGUGGAGAGCUGGUGUGUGGAGGAGCAGGCCAUGGAGAUGGACAUCGCUGUGCUGCAGCAGGUGGAGGAGCUGGAGAGGAAGGUCACCUCGGCCAGCCUCCAGGUCAAGAGUUGGAUGUAUGCGGAGCCCCAGUCAGAGCGAGGGGACCUGGUCUACCAUGAACACAAGCCCAUCGCUAAGCUGCUUCCAGCCGGGGAGGAGCGGCCUGCAGGGGACAAGGAGAGGGCCAGUGGCAACAACAGCCUAGUGCGGCACGUCAACAAUCCGCUAGAUAUAGCCGUAACACGUCUGGCCGAGCUGGAGAGGAACAUCGAGCGAAGGUACCUGAAGAGCCCCUUAAGUACCACCGUUCAGGUCAAACUGGAUAAUGUGCUGGGUACGGUCACUGUCCCUGCUCCCACACCAUCCCAUAAUGUUGAUGGUGAAGGGGGGGAAGAGGGGCUGGCCCCGGGCAUGAAGGUGUGGCGCAAGGCCGUGGGCGAGGUCCGCAGCGCUGCCCAGCUGGCUCUCUGUGUCCAGCAGCUCCAGAAGUCCAUCGCAUGGGAGAGAUCCAUCAUGAAAGUGUACUGCCAGUUGUGUCGAAAGGGGGAUAAUGAGGAACUGCUCUUACUCUGUGAUGGCUGUGACAAAGGCUGCCACACGUACUGCCAUAAACCCAAGAUCACCACAAUACCUGACGGUGACUGGUUUUGUCCUGCUUGCAUAUCGAAGGCGAGCGGUCGAUCCCCCGAGAAGAAGAAGAAGCAGCAGAGCCGAGCGGGAGCAGCCGGAGGAGGGAAGAGAAGCACCGAGGUAAAACGGAGCAGGAAGCUAUCGUCCGUAGCCAGCGCAGAGGUCUCCGAGGACGAUGCUGCCAGCACCAGCAGCAGCACUCCAAAGAAAUGGAGCAAAGAGCCCAAAAAGAGGAAGAGCCUAGGAGAGGAGAGCCCAGCCACAAACCAGUCCAAGCAGGACAGUACUAGUCCUGUCUGUGGGAAGAAGGCUAAGACGGCCACGUCGGCCAGAGACGACGAUAAGGAUCUGAACUUGUGCAGGGUGCUACUGGCUGAGCUGGAGGUUCACCAGGAUGCCUGGCCCUUCCUGAACCCUGUCAACCCCAAAUCUGUCCCCGGCUACAAGAAAGUCAUCAGGAAACCCAUGGACUUCUCCACUAUCCGAGAGAAACUCGUUAACAGCCAGUACUUGAACCUCGAGACGUUUAUCAUCGACGUCAACUUGGUUUUUGAUAACUGUGAAAAGUUCAACGAAGAUAAUUCGGACAUUGGGCGAGCAGGACACAACAUGAGGAGUUUUUUUCAGAAGAGAUGGACUGAGCUGUUAAAACAAACCAACUAGGCUAGUUUGUACUACUUUAUCUUCACUAUACUGUAUGGGACCAGCGGUAACCACUUUACACUCACAAGCAGGAGUGACAGUAUUGGUCUGAAGACUGUCUUCAAGACCUAAGGUUCAAGUCUCUCUGUCAGCAACCAGGGAAUCUUCAUUCAUUUACAAUUGUAAUGCUACGUAUUGACUUCACUGAUGUACAAUACUAGUUGUGUAAGAGCAAGGAAAUGCACCCAAAGAGUUUCAGACAAAAGGGGUGGGUGUUUUUAAAGUGCAAUACCAUUUCCUAGAAGAAUCCACCACCAACAGAGCUGUAACUGGGAACAAAAGCUUUCCAACUAACUGUACAUAUUAUUUUACAGUGAAUGUAUUUAAUUUUGCCAAUUAUUUAUCAGUGGAAAUGGUUUUCAUUUUCUAAGAAAAGGAAGAAAACUGCUUUAAAACAACAAAAAAUCUUACGGAAUGUUUUGCGAACAUAAAACAAAAGCCAAGAAAAAAAUAAAAUGAAUUGUUUACACUGCUCUGUGCCUCCAGGGCGCCACAAGAUUCAUGACAGUAAUACUGUAAUGCUGCGUUUCAAUGUAUGUUUGCAUCGCUAACAUAACCCACACAGUGAGGCAACAAUGGCACAUCUGUGUAUAUACUGUUCAUUAAUGUUAAUAUUAAGUCUUGAUGGUAAAAUGUAUGAUGUGUACAUACAGUACUGUUACAAGACACCUGAUAUUGUUUAUGCCUUAGAAUGAUUGUAGUGUUUAAUUUCAGUCUUAAAAGUGAUAAAUACAUGUUUAUUGCCUGUACCGUAUAUCCUCUGCAAACACUGUGGUCUCCUCAAUCUUGGUAGUGCCUGCCCUCUCAAAAGUUUGUGGAGGAUAUUAUUUCAAUCCUUUGGUUUUGUAUCCCUUCAAGUGUGUGUGUGUGUGUGUGUGUGUGUGUGUGUGUGUGCCAGUAUAUGAAAUGUCAACCCUCGUGGGCCUCGAUUUCUGACAUCCUAUCAUCAGUAUAGAAUGCAUCGCGAUGCACAGUACCUUUCAUAAAAGCAUUUAUCUCUAUUUGCCUUGCCUUGCCACAGACCCAAGGACACUGGAACAUUUUUUUAAUAACCAGGGUAUUCCUGGUUAAAUUCCAUUUUUAAAUGCCAUUCAAUAUCAGGAAGUACACGGAAAUCCCAAUUAUCUUCAAUGAGGAAAAUUUGGAAUUAGAAUUUGGUUUCCUUUCUAAAUUGACUGGACUUGAAAUGGAAUUGAUCCCAACCCUGGUAAUAACCACUGUUUUGCCUACUGGUGGCAUCUUGAGCAGUGUUUUGUCAGAGUACUUGAAGUUAUUUUAUUUAUGAAUAUUGUGAGGAAAAGUAGAAUUUUUUUGUAGGAGCAUUAUUUUUCACUAGUGUGUGUGUGUGGCACGGAUCUAAUAAAAAUGAUCUUUUUCAACUCUG
This is a messenger RNA of Oncorhynchus tshawytscha (Chinook salmon), 8781 nucleotides long. RefSeq names its product bromodomain adjacent to zinc finger domain protein 2B. The record is from RefSeq and is a predicted model, not a curated record. Gene Ontology annotation, molecular function: DNA binding; protein binding. The transcript has 38 exons. Lineage: Eukaryota; Metazoa; Chordata; Actinopteri; Salmoniformes; Salmonidae. The coding region runs from base 300 to 7358 and encodes 2352 amino acids.